Eutrema salsugineum is the source of this 2135-nucleotide messenger RNA. RefSeq names its product inactive TPR repeat-containing thioredoxin TTL3. Gene Ontology annotation, cellular component: cytoplasm. The record is from RefSeq and is a predicted model, not a curated record. The transcript is spliced from 4 exons. Lineage: Eukaryota; Viridiplantae; Streptophyta; Magnoliopsida; Brassicales; Brassicaceae. Bases 181 to 1974 code for a protein of 597 amino acids. Gene Ontology annotation, molecular function: protein binding.
CACAUCUUUCUCCUCUGUUCUUCCUUUUAAAAGAUGAUAAAAUCUUUCUCUUCUCCUCGCCAAUGAUCUGAUCUCUGGUUUUAAUUUUCCUCUUUCCUUUUUUCUUUCUCUUCUUAAAAUCUCUUGAUUUGUUCAUUUGGAGGGAGAGGAUUUCAAAAAAGUCUCAGGCCGGUUCUUGGGAUGGAGGAGAACACGGCGGCAGCGGCGGAGAGAAGAUCCGGUUGUGGUUUAUUGAGCGUAAUGUUCGGUAGACGUGGAUUGUGGUCCAAGAAACCUACCUCAACCGAUAACGGUAGCCAGAAAAGCACAUCCACGGCUGCGACCCCAACCAGCAACAUUCAGUUCACCAAAUCUCCUGGUGCAGAGCUAAAGAAACCUCGAGAUGACCAGAGGGUUUCCGCCGAACCGAUCCAUAACCAAAAUCAGAAUCAGAGAUCGGUACUCGUCCCAUCAAAACCCUCGUCGAACCAAUACCCUAAUAACCAUCAGUUAGGGAGCUACGAGAAUCAUCAGCAACAACAUCAGCAACAACAUCAGCAACGCAGUAGUUAUAAAAACAAUAGUAGUAGCGUUGAUCCAUACAGAGGAGGACAGAGGAAAGUGCCGAGAGAAGCCAUCGGUUUAUCGGGAGAGCUUGAAAGCAUGAUCACCGACCAUCAGAAAUCAAGAGGACCCAAUGGAUUGGUUCGUGCUUCCUCUAGCAAUGUGAUGUUAUAUGGAAGUCUUGGCAAUUUGAACCAGUCAGGACCACCAGCAAACUACGGUAAUGUCAACACUCAGAGUUACGGUGGAGGAGGAGGGUAUGGUGCGAAGAGGACGACGACCGUGGCUGCAGCGUCCAAGAGUAAUCAAGAACAAUCAGGAUCUUUGUGUAGAGCAAUCUCAACAAGAAUGGAUCCAGAGACUUUGAAGAUAAUGGGGAACGAAGAUUACAAGAAUGGGAAUUUCGCAGAGGCGUUAGCUUUGUAUGAUGCAGCGAUUGCGAUUGAUCCGAAUAAAGCUGCGUACCGUAGCAACAAGAGCGCGGCUUUGACUGCACUAGGGAGAAUUCUUGAUGCGGUUUUCGAAUGCAGAGAAGCAAUCAGAAUAGAGCCUCAUUACCAUAGGGCACAUCAUCGGUUGGGUAACUUGUACCUCAGGUUAGGAGAAGUCGAGAAAUCGAUGUAUCAUUUCAAGCAUUCGGGUCCAGAGGCCGAUCCUGAAGACAUUGCAAAGGCGAAAACCGUACAGACAAAUCUAAGCAAGUGCACAGAAGCUAAGAGACUACGAGAUUGGAAUGGUUUGAUUACAGAGACGACCAACACAAUCGCUUCAGGAGCUGAUGCUGCUCCACAGGUGUAUGCGUUGCAAGCAGAAGCAUUGUUGAAAACGCAUAAACACCAAGAUGCCGAUGAUGCUUUGUCUAGAUGUCCGGUUUUCGAUGUGGAAACCAGUACUCGGUACUAUGGACCGGUCGGUUAUGCUGGUUUCUUGGUCGUCCGUGCUCAGGUUCACUUGGCCUCUGGCAGAUUCGACGAGGCGGUGGAGGCGAUCCAACGCGCCGGGAAGCUGGACGGGAAUAACAGGGAGGUGAAUAUGGUGUUACGGCGGGCUCAGGCGGUGACGGAAGCUCGUUUCAGAGGGAACGAGCUAUUUAAAGCCGGGCGGUUCGAAGAGGCGUGCGCCGCCUACGGCGAGGGAUUAGACCACGAUCCGCGAAACUCCGUUUUGCUCUGCAAUCGCGCCGCUUGCCGUUCAAAAUUGGGUCAAUUCGAGAAAUCUGUUGAGGAUUGCUCGGCGGCGAUCUCUGUCCGGCCGCGUUACCGCAAAGCUCGCCUGAGAAGAGCCGAUUGUAACGCCAAGAUGCGAAAGUGGGAAUUGGUACAGGCAGACUACGAGGAAUUGAGAAAAGAGACGCCUGACGAUGAGGAAGUGAUCAGAGGAUUAUCGGAGGCACAACAACAACUCAUGAAACGUCGUGGCCAAGAUUCUUGAGAUUUUCCGGUGAUUAAAAAACCACCGUGAUGAGUAAUAUGGGCUGAGAAAAUGACUAGCGCUAGAAAAUUCAUUGUUUGAAUUUCUUUUUGGGCCGGCGACUGACACCUAAAUGACAAAAAUUGUGUGAUUCUUUCAAAUUAAAUAUAUUAAAUAUUUUU